Messenger RNA from Dibothriocephalus latus, 1443 nucleotides. The record is from the annotation of a GenBank genome assembly. NCBI's taxonomy places the organism in Eukaryota, Metazoa, Platyhelminthes, Cestoda, Diphyllobothriidea, Diphyllobothriidae.
AUGGGUUGGCGUUUUGCUAGCCUGUGGUCUAUUACUUGCCUUUCAUUUCAUCGCCGCGGCGCCUCCACUCCUGCUAAUACCCCCAAUGCACCCACCCACCCACCCACCCAUCCCCGCUCUCCUUUUGCUUUCUUUGCGGCGGCGCCGCUAGACUCUGAUUUGCACGGCACGAUCGCCAUCGCGCAGGCCGACUUCACCGGCAACAGUCCUCGAGAAUUGUCCUUCCGACGAGGCGCUGAGAUCCUGCUCUAUCGGCAGCUCAAUGACCACUGGUGGGAGGGGCAGUUGGCCUCUGAGAGCCCCUCUGGUCCACUUAUCAAACCACCGCGCAUUACGCGGGCCACACCGAUUUCCAAGAACUGCAGACCCCCCAAUCUGGGUAGUUUUGACUUCGGCAGGAGCGGGGAGAGUACGGAGAGCAAAAAUGCGGACCGGCACGUCUCUGAUGGCGGUGGAGCAAUCGCCUCUGAGGCCUUCGCCGGUGACCGUUUCGAGGCGGUGCUAGACGCGGCCAAACAGGAGGUGUCUCCGAGGCCUGAAAACGAGGAAAUGCCGGCCAUAAUGUCGAGUAGCGUCUCCGUGCCCCGACGCGUGACAAGUUUGGCCGAUCGGGAGAGUGUUCCAAGACCGGUCUCCAUGGGCAGGUGCUCGCCUCUCGCGAGCUCAUUCGACACCGAUCGUCAGCCAACGAUCAUCCAAGUUGCAGAUUCCGGUGAACGUGGUAAUAUGCGUGGACCGCUGGUACUGGCUCCUUUGGAGCACCCCAACGAUCGGGCCACUGUCACCCGCCCUUCCUCCCCGCCAACAAGUGCUCCUACCUCUAUCGGUGGUGGUGGUGGUGGGGGUGUGGUUUUGCGUGCCUCUCAGGCCGCUGGUGGCACCGGCGCCCAGUACCGGGGUUCUUGGGCAGGCUCGACAACACACUCGGCCAUUCCGCCCGCACCACCCACCAGCCUGACUCCGCUAGCUGAGGAGAACAUCGGUCUGGUUCGAAAUUCGCUGGGAAGUGAUCUGGGCACUCCAAAGACCACACCUCCCGAACGAUCCAUUGAUCAAAGCUGGUCGAUGCCUGAGCAAAGGCGCGGCUCACCAACUUCUGCAAUGGAGCCAUUUGUGGAUAUCGAUUCUGUCUUAGCCGAGGUCAUGAAUGGGUUGGCGAACAUGGAGAAGGAACGCAGCAGUGUGGGCCGCGCCGAUACUAUCACCUCGUCGCUGCGGGCGCGAGAACUGGAAAAAAAGAUGCGUAUGCCUCUUGCUAAGCACACCCCUGACCUGGUCCUCGACCUGCCCCCCACGGAGUACCAGGGAAGCCCCACGGGCAGUGAGUCCUCCGAGACCGAGACAGAGGUCGCCUCGAAGGGUGGCGGUAGCGGUCUCGCCAGCAAGGGUUUCUCCAGUCUGCGAAAUUCUGCUAGUGCUGCUGACACCUUUGCCGAACAGGGC